AUGAGUACCAGUAGAGAAGAAGGUAGCGAUGUGCCGCAAGCUGCAAAGAGUUCCUGGGGACCAUUCCUAAAGUCCAUCGCAUCAUUCAACGGCGACUUGGCGAGCUUGACAGCACCUCCUUUUAUUUUGAGCGUUACUAGUUUGACUGAGUAUUCCGGGUACUGGGCGGAACAUCCGGAAAUCUUUGUAGCCCCUGCACAGGAAAAGGAUCCGCAGAAGAGAGCUCUAGCGGUGCUAAAGUGGUUCUUGUCGACACUAAAGCAACAAUACAGCUCCAGGAACGAGAAACUCGGCUCCGAGAAGAAGCCAUUGAACCCAUUUCUGGGGGAGUUAUUUCUUGGCACUUGGAAAGACCCAAGUGGAGUUAUCGGCGACACUCAGUUAAUCUCGGAGCAAGUCAGCCACCACCCACCAGUCACUGCAUACGCUAUUAUCAAUGAUAAACAUGGAGUAAAACUUGAGGGUUACAAUGGCCAAAAAGCAUCGUUUACCAGGGGAACAAUCACUGUCAAGCAAAUUGGUCAUGCAAAAUACCACCUGAAGGAAUUCAACGAAGAUUAUGUUAUCACGCUCCCAUCUCUUCAUAUUGAGGGAAUUGUUUAUGGAUCCCCAUAUGUUGAAUUGAAUAAGAGCAGCACUAUCACUUCAUCUACUGGGUAUGUCGCCAAAAUUGAAUACAGUGGAAAAGGAUGGGUCACUGGUAAGAAGAAUACCUUCACGGCAACCCUAUCAAAGGAAGGCAGUAAGGAUAUCCUAUACACAAUUGAUGGUCAAUGGACGGAUAGCUUCAUAAUCAAGGAAGGAAAAUCCAAGAAGGAGUUCGAUCUUUACAACGCAAAGGCUUCCAAAACUACGCCCUUGUAUAUCGCCCCUCUCGAGAAACAAGAUUCUCUCGAGUCGAGGAAUGCUUGGGCUAAAGUCCAAUCUGCAAUUGUCAAUGGCGACCUCGAAACCACUAGCGCGGAAAAGACAAAAAUUGAAAAUGAGCAGCGCGAGCUUCGGAAAAAAGAGAAGGAGGAAGGAAGAGAGUGGGAAAGACGAUACUUCACUAGAGUCCAGGAAGACCCCGUCUUGAAAGCCCUCGGCGAUAAAUCUGGCGUCGUUCUAGAACCAGAGAAGACUGAUGGUAUCUGGGUCUUUGACAAUGCAAAGUACCAAAAAGUACUUGAGAAGGCGAAGUCUCCUGUUGCUGAGGCUACUGAUUGA
Messenger RNA from Morchella importuna, 1206 nucleotides. RefSeq lists its product as uncharacterized. Gene Ontology annotation, biological process: exocytosis; endocytosis; piecemeal microautophagy of the nucleus. Gene Ontology annotation, molecular function: oxysterol binding. NCBI's taxonomy places the organism in Eukaryota, Fungi, Ascomycota, Pezizomycetes, Pezizales, Morchellaceae. The record is from RefSeq and is a predicted model, not a curated record. Gene Ontology annotation, cellular component: intracellular membrane-bounded organelle; cytosol; membrane. Bases 1 to 1206 code for a protein of 401 amino acids. The transcript has 8 exons.